This is a messenger RNA of Leptomonas pyrrhocoris, 514 nucleotides long. RefSeq lists its product as hypothetical. The transcript has a single exon. The record is from RefSeq and is a predicted model, not a curated record. Bases 86 to 514 code for a protein of 142 amino acids. NCBI's taxonomy places the organism in Eukaryota, Euglenozoa, Kinetoplastea, Trypanosomatida, Trypanosomatidae.
GCACAGAACUAUCAGAGAUCGACUUAUAAAACAUAUAUAUAUAUACUCCUUUCAAACCCUCCAUAGAUAUCACAGAGAGAAGAAAAUGACGAUGGUGUUGGGGGUCGGCGCGGGCACCUUCGCUGUGUUGCUCACGAUUGGGGUCUGCGUCUUCUUUGGGCUUCUUGGCGCCUACUUCGCACCGCAGGCGGCGUUGUACAUUUUGCUGGGGUGCGUUCUUCUCCCUCUCAUCGUGUACGGCUGCAUCCUGACGGCGCCCCACGGGCCUGCAGCGGACACGGGCACCACCGCCGCAGUGUACUACUAUCGAGAACGGCAGCUGCCCGCCAACACGGACGUGAUCGACAAGUACCUGCCCGUGCGCAUCGUCGUGUUUAUUGUCCUUGCGCUGGGCACUCUCGCUGCGAUUGUCUUUCAAAUCUUGCUGCUCUGCAGCUCGCCACCCUACGAGACACCACGCGUGCGUUGCCUGCGCGAACAGUUAGAGGAGGCACACCCAACAUGGUACAGGUGA